Molecule: messenger RNA, 2478 nt
Organism: Polyodon spathula (Mississippi paddlefish)
Lineage: Eukaryota; Metazoa; Chordata; Actinopteri; Acipenseriformes; Polyodontidae
Product: troponin T, cardiac muscle-like
Exons: 16
Coding region: 128-1021 (297 amino acids)
Biological process (GO): sarcomere organization; cardiac muscle contraction; regulation of muscle contraction
Cellular component (GO): troponin complex
Molecular function (GO): troponin C binding; tropomyosin binding; troponin I binding
Source: RefSeq, a predicted model, not a curated record
ACAUGACCCAGCCCGUCUUUAAAAAUUCUGGAGUUUGGAAAGUACCGAUACACUGGAGGAAAACAAUAGCUAUAGGAACAUUGACUCUUUCCAUCUCUCUUCUACAGUUGCAGGUCCAUAUCUGAAGAUGUCUGACACAGAGGAAGUGAUUGAGGAGUAUGAGGAGCAGGAAGAGGAAGAAGCAAUUGAAGAAGAGGAGGAGCUGAUGAAGGAGCAGGAAGAAGAGCCGGAGGGUGAAGCAGCUGAAGCAGAGGAAGAGGAGGAGACAGUAGAAGAGAAAGAGGUUCGGGAAAAAAGCAAGGAAGAUGCUGGAGAGGAGCAGGAUGAAGGAGGAGAAGAAGAGGCCAAGCCCAAACCAAACAGACUCUUUAUGCCCAACCUCGUGCCUCUCAAAAUCCCUGAUGGAGAGAAAGUUGACUUUGAUGAUAUCCACCGGAAGAGGAUGGAGAAGGACCUGAAUGAGCUGCAGACCCUGAUUGUUGCGCACUUCGAGAACCGCAAGAAGGAGGAGGAGGAGCUCAUGAGCCUGAAGGAUAGAAUGGAGCAACGUCGGUCAGAGAGAGCCGAGCAGUUGAGAAUCCGGACCGAGAGAGAGAAGGAACGCCAGAACAGGUUUGCUGAGGAGAAAGCGAGGAGGGAGGAAGAGGAGGAUUUGAAGAGAGCCACCGAAGACGCCAAAAAGAAGAAGGUUCUGUCCAGCGUGCACUUCGGAGGGUACCUGCAGAAGACAGAGAGAAGGACUGGAAAGAAACAGACUGAGAGAGAAAAGAAGAAGAAGAUCCUGAGCGACCGACGCAAGUCGCUGGACAUCGAUCAUCUGAAUGAGGAGAAACUGAAAGAGAAAGCUGACGAGCUCCACCGAUGGAUUUUUGACCUGGAGGCCGAGAAGUUUGACUUGCUUGACAAGUUCAAGAAACAGAGAUACGAGAUUAAUGUUCUGAGAAAUCGAGUUAGUGACCACCAGAAGAUCACGAAAGGUGUCCGUGGAGGGAAAGGCAAGGUUGCCGGUCGCUGGAAAUAGACGCAAGGCCCCUCCAGCUAGGAGAGCCACAAGCCUGCCUUUAAAAUGAGACCACUCCAGUCUCCUUCACUGUGUUAGCUCUGGCACUGGGAAUGCCAUGUGUGAGAUUACUACUUUGUGUUAUUCACCGCUUGUAAAUCCUUGUAAAUAAAAACUAUAAAAAAAAAAAAAACAUGAUUCUCUAAUAAUGGAAUGUUAAACACCUCUCUAGACAACCACCCAUGGUUCUCUACAACAUGAGAAAUUCCUGUAUGCUGCCAAGUUCACCACACGAGGGUGUGUGAGGUUAUCUGGUUUAAUGCCUUGAUAGCGUUGAACAAAAGCUAAACUGCUAAACAUUCCAUGUUACUGUGGAUGUAACUGGUUUAAUUGCUUGUAUUUGGGUACACGUUGACCCCAGGUGUGUCCCAGAGUGAAUAAAACAUUGAGGCAUUGUUUUGAUGUUCACACUCACUCUGAAGAACGUGCCAGCUAAUGAAGUCAGGCGCUACCAUUGCUCUAACUCCUGGCACACUGUUCUGAUGAAUAGGGCUGGUACUCCACCCACCUGCGUGUAGUGUCUGUGUGAUCCAUCUAGAUACCCUACCUCUGCCCUGUAAAACCAUACGUGGGUUGAUCAGCUCUGGGGUGUUAUUUCUGUCCGUAGUAUAAAUGAACCUGCUGCUGGACCCCUUUCAGAUUGUAUCUGUCAUUUUAUGGUCACCUUUCCAACAGCUCUCGUCCUGAUCCUUGGCAUAGCAUUGCCUCAUAAUGCGGUUGGGAAAAGUAAAGAAAAUAAAUCAAUGUUGCCAAUUUAUUUAUUUAUUUAUUUAUUUUUUACCUGUAGUGCUAAUUGCAACAAAAAAUACAAUUGAUAAUUUGAAUGCUCUUACGGAAAAGUAAGUAGAAUGUCGUUAUCAUACAGAGAAACUCUAGCAGCCUGCAAUUAACACUGUAAUUAAUUGUCUCAUACCAUUGUAUUACCACUGUUUAGGAUGUCAAAAUAUGAAAAGUUAACACAUGAGGUACUGAUCCACCACUGUAGCAGUCAUUUAGGAGUCUCAGGGCAGAAGCGUCAAUGGUGUGGCAUUGCCACCGUAUUUCUGUUGAAGAGUGUUUGGUAAGUGCAUGGAAUGCUUUAUGGAACUUUAGAAUAUUGGUUUUGAUUAAUAGGUGAAUUCAAGCUGCAUGAGUUGAAUUGAGGGCUCCUAAACCCAGCUGGUCUGCAGUGAGAUCUGGCUUGGCGUGCUGCGUCGUUUGAAUAGCUUACCAACGCUUUCAUAGCUUUGCCCUCCUGGUUACCAUCAUGCUUUGGGGGCACACAUCGUGAUUAAGGCUGUAUUUAUCUCAGAUUUCACGAUUUCCGUGCAAUGUACCCUUUGUCGUGUAAUAUGUAGUUCCCCGUGAAAAUUCCCAUUUCUGAAAGAAUAGUAUAAAUGUACAUCGCUUCAAAAUAAAUAGAGCAAACCUUUGCCUUA